Messenger RNA from Amoebophrya sp. A120, 4663 nucleotides. The record is from the annotation of a GenBank genome assembly. Lineage: Eukaryota; Dinophyceae; Syndiniales; Amoebophryaceae.
AGCGGAACACGGUGGCACGGUUAAAAUUAGUAGUAAGUAAUCUGGUGACCCUUGUUUCCCAGCACCUAAUGCGGUACUCUGCAACUUUUAUUCACACCCCGACCCCUAGAAGAGGAUGGCAUCCGCGCUUACGAACAGCUUGCACGUACUACAUAUUGGAUUGACAGCGAGUGUCUACCUCUUGGUGCUCACCCCCCAGUUGGUAUAGGUCCAAUCGUACUAAAUGUUGCAAAUGGCCUAGUGGGUGCUGUGAGUAACUAAUCUACUCGAUGAAGACAGACCAUGAGCAACAUGAACGGGAGCGCGUCGAUGUAUCCAAUGCAGCCACCAGUCGGGUUUCCGGGAAACCUCACUCCAGCGCAGUCACAAGUGCUCGAGGAGGUGCGGCGGCGCUUUGCCGUACAGGCAACGGUCGACGCAGCAUUUGGUAUCAAUCGGUUUGGUUUUGCCUGGAGUUUUAUGUUUCCUCAAGAGAAAAAGAUUGUUCAAUGUGGCCUACGUCAAUGAUGAAAUUCAUGCUGGUUCACAUGGUAGAACUGCUGCACUCAUUCUUAAGGUCGAAAUACGAAAACGAACCACCUCACAGGAAACACGAUGGUGCUAUUGAAGUUUUGUCGCGCGCGCGACUUCAACUUGGAGAAGGUAACUGACCUGUUGAACCGUCAUUUUCAAUGGCGCACGAAGCCAUUAUUUCCGAAUCCAAGCGCGAAGAUGGGGGCGCUGAGCGCAGUUCCGGUGUUUCAGCUGCACGUUUCAGGUGCUAGUGCGAGCAUCCAGGCCCGUAUCCCACAGCUGAACAAAUACUACCCGACGGGGUAAGGCGGAAUGAAGUCGUGUUGUUCUGUUUGAAAAGCAAAAAUAACCAUUACCGACGUGCUGGAGAGGAUUUGUUUUUAAUUGGUUCCCUUGGCGUGGGUCUCUCUGACGCUGACCGUUGCCGAUUGCAAAUAAAGGGGCGUAGUUUAAAGCACAAUAGAUCUGCCACUACCUCCUCCUCGAACUUCUUCAGGUACCACGGUACGACCAAGACAGGUAUGCCUCUGUACAUCGACUGCGUGGGAAAAAUCGACGCGGGCGGGUUGUUUUCCGUUGCCACGGAAGAGGAGAUCAUCGAGUAUUUCAUUUCAGAGUGCGAGCGCCGGGACUGCAUCCGCUUCCCGUGCUGCUCCCUGGCGGCGGGACGCCUGAUCGAAAGCUCCGUGGCCGUCAUCGAUCUGUCCGGACUAUCUUUCCGCCUGGUCACGCACGCCAUGAUUCGGAAGCUGAUCAAGUUUCUGUCCGCGAUAAAUCAGGACCACUACCCCGAGACCCUCCACCGCAUGUUCAUCGUCAAUGCGCCGCGGGUGUUUUCUCUAGCUUGGAGCUUUGUGAAGCCCUUGCUGGAUGAAAAAACUCUGGAGAAGAUUUCAAUCUACGGAAGCGGUAAGUAGUGAAGACGAAGCUUCGUUGAUCGUGCGCAUUGAUUCUUCUUGAAGUAGAUCUUGGCACAACGAGAUUCCGUUGCUCGCACUACCUUUGCAGCCAGCGAAUUUUUAAGCAACGGAAGUUCUGCCGCUGAGUCUUAUUUGGCACUGCGGUACUACUUACCCUUACGCGAACGACAGGUAUAUAACUGAGAAUCAAGCAAAUUUUUCUGUCAAAAAUCAUCCAGAUUUCUACCCGGCGCUAUGUGAGAUUGUGGACGAAGAGAACAUACCGAAGUUUCUUGGGGGGAAGCAUGGUGACGGGGUUGACCGCGGUUUGGCCGACAUCGGCCCUUGGAAUCGCCCCGAACUGGUUCGUGUGCUAUCAUUUGUAAAAACGUCCCCACCCCAGAGUCAAAAUGGGGAUUUUGCAACACAAACCUGAAAGUUUUGGGAGCCACGCAUGACAAGUUGCAGGCUGUAGUGUAAUGCAGUUUAGCAAGGGAAGCCGCAUAACAAAUCCAUCUCCUUGUCCUGUUGACAGCAUUACAACUUCCAAAACACGAUGGGAAAUGCCUCUCAUGGGGAUGCGCAUUACAAAUGCUCUUGUGCUUGCAGAUCUGCAUGACAACUAUGGGGUGGGGACGUUUUUACUCAGGAUAUGUCCUGCAAGAACACCACUGGACGGAAGUGCAGAGUGCGGCCUUCCUAUCCAGGUUUGUGCAGGACCAACAGCAGCAACAAGCUGUCGAGAUCGAUAGGCCCGAGUCCCGCACGAGUCUGGAAUCGAAACUGACCGCGGCCAGCGCCAGCUCCACCGCCGCAGGCAGCGCGACGGCACUCAGCUCCUCCCGAACGGUGGCGGAAGUAGAGGUGCAGCAGCAGCAACAGCACAGUACUAGCGCAGUACUUGCUCCAACGCAGCGAGUUGUGCAGUCUCCAUCGUCCGCAAUAAAUGGCAGCCAGAAUCCGCCGCACACGCCGCCACCGCUGCUGCCGGUGCCCACUCUGGAAGACGAAGUGUUGGCUUAUUCAGGUGGUGGGGCCGCGAGCGUGCCAAUCGGUAGUUCGCAGCCAGGUAGCGUCGGACCGGUGCCCUUGCCCUCGUACCGGAUGGGCGGAUCGGGCACUGCUCUUGUCACGACGAAUGCAAAAUCCACAUCAACAGCUUCCAGUUCUUCGUCAAGCGAAGAGACCAGUAGGCAGAAAAAUAACGACAUGCUCUCGAAGAAUCUUCUGGACGCCUACCGAGCGGCAGACCCCGCGGCGCAGCAGAUGCAGCAGCCCGGUUUGAGCAGCGUCGGAGGUCCUCUUCAACAAGCGUCUAGUAGCUCGACCCCUGCUGUUCCCCCUCCACCACCGCCCCCUCCGCCCGACCCAACGCGCGAAAGCACCAGCGGAAGCAGUCGGCCCACGGUCCAGACCUCGUUCGAGAGCGGCUCCGUGGAGGAAAACGACGUGGAUCACUUGUUGCAAGACAUCAUCGCGGGCGAGUCGCCGAAUGGGUUUCGGUCCCUCACCUACUCGCAUGUGGACGUCGCGGCGAACAAAGCCGCCGCUGCAGCUGCGUCCUCCAGCUCCGCUUCCACGCCGGUGCAGCCACACGCGUCGUCGAGUAGCGGCCCCAGUCGGAGUAGCAGCAGCUACGCCUCGCCCGUCCCGGCGCACUUGCAGCAACGGAAUAAAAUGGAGAUUGACACGGCGCUGUCCCCCCGCACGAGCCAGUUGCAGCAGGGCUACACGUCGGAUUCCGCAGCCUACCACAGCGACUACGGGAGCGCGAGCGACGGCGCGUGGGCUUCCGCAAGAGGCGAAUCGUCUGACACGAGUAGUCUGACGCCCUCCUCAGAGCGCGACGACAUUUUGGAUGACUGGCGCAACGCGAACAACAUGCGCAUCGGAAGGAAAAGCGGAAACACACCGAUAGCAACCUCGCCGCUGUACUGUCCGCCCAGCGACCUGGCAGAUCUGAACAACAAGUAUGUGAUGCCAGGCACGAUUCAGACGGGUACUGCUGCAAGCGGUGCAACAAUUUCGACCGGAGGUCCGGUUUUGCUCGGUAGAGCAGGCGAUGUUGGCACCACUUCGAAGCAGUCCCUUGGCACCUCCAGUAGCGGGCCGUCGCGCCACGGAAGCAAGCAGCGGUCGGAAGGCGAGUCCGAGCCAGGAAUAGAAAGAGGGUCUACGAUAAUAUCGGGGGAACAAAAUCCAGCCCCGGAGCAGGUGCCGCCAGCCGCUUCCGGUCACGAACUCCUGCUACAGGAGUUUGACGUGCUGCUAAUGGAGCUCGCGAACCUGGAGUCCCGGCACAUGGAGACGCUGCGGGCGUGGGGCCACACGCAGACCCUGCUCGCGCAGGAGAUCUCCGAGCACGCGGUGGAGCGCGCGGCGAAGUACUACGACGCGUUCUUCGCGCGAAAAGACGCGCAGGACGAGGUGUCCGCGCUCACGCACGAGUUCCAGCAAGUGUCGCAGGCGUUGGACGCGCGCAAAAACGAGGCGGACCGGUUACGAAAGCGGCUACAAAAGCUCGACAUAUACGACCAGGAUCUACUACUGCGAAGAUCAGGAAAUCACAGCUCGUCCUAUAACAGCUACGCCGCGAGCGGGCAGCCACAGGACGGCACCACGACGGCACCACCGCUGCUGUCCACCAGCCCGGGCGGCACCUACUUUGGCCCCGGGGAGGAGCAGAAGCAGCUGAUGCUCACCCUCCAAGAGCUGCUGGACGGCCAGCAGCGCUACGUGUCGCGGGGGUUGCAGAUCGAGGAGCAGUUGCGGACCGCUUUGGCGGAGUUGAAGGUCAAUCAGGAGCGGUUCGAUGUUUUGUCCAAGGAUCACUGGUACUGCUCCUGGAACUGCUCUGUGGUGCGCGCGAAGAAGUACUACCAUACGAAGCACGAGCACGAGAAGAUUGUGGAGUCGGAGAUGCGCCAGAUUGAGUCGGUGCACAAGCGACUGCGCGCGGUGCAGAUUUUGCGCAAGCGCGCCCAACUCACGGAUCAGCAGGGGGUGGCGAAGCCCUGGCCCACGGUGGAGUCCCGCGAGGGCAUGGAAAAGAAAUUGUUCGAGAUCGAAAGUCUGCUCGGGCCAAAACGAAAUCGAAACGAGGAGGAGUUCUGGUCCUGUGAUGACCUUUAAGCACUGUGGCUGACUCGACGACGCUGCGGCUGCACUUGCUUCCGCUCGAGAGUCAUCGGUCGGUGGUAUUACACACUCGUAUCGCCUGAUCAUGUUCUGCUAAUGUUGGCAACGUCGGC